CCUCACGAGCAGGUCCGAGCGCGGCUGCGACCACAUAAUUCAAAGAGAGAGAGAGAGAGAGAAAAAAAAGAAAGAAAGCCACGGAUCUGUUCGGGACUUUUCUGUGUGUUUCCCCUGCCUCGGCCAGAGAGCUGUAACCUGCUUCUCCAUUUUUAAAGCCCUCCUCAGCGCCACUGUAUAUAGACAAAACAACAGGAUGACAACACAUUUCAGGAGCGGCCCAGCCUUCGGACUCUCAGCCGAGGUCAAGAGCAAGCUUGCAGGGAAGUACGACCCCCAGAAGGAAGAGGAGCUGAGGCUGUGGAUCCAGGAUGUGACCGGCAAGAGGAUCGGGGACAGCUUCAUGGAGAGCCUGAAGGAUGGAGUCUUGUUGUGCGAACUCAUUAAUGUUCUCCAGCCAGGUUCUGUGAAAAAGAUCAACAACUCCAGUCAAAACUGGCACCAGCUGGAAAACAUAGGGAAUUUUGUCCGUGCGAUCACGGAGUACGGCCUGAAGCCACAUGACAUCUUUGAGGCCAACGAUCUGUUCGAGAAUGUCAACCACACUCAGGUCCAGAGCACACUCAUCGCUCUGGCUGGAAUGGCCAAGUCCAAAGGUUUCCACUCCAAGUACGACAUCGGAGUGAAGUACGCUGAGAAACAGCAGCGCCGCUUUGCUCCAGAGAAGCUCAGGGAGGGACGAAACAUCAUCGGCCUGCAGAUGGGCACCAACAAGCUUGCCAGCCAAAAGGGCAUGACCUCUUACGGCACACGACGCCAUCUGUAUGAUUCCAAGAUGGCCAUGGACAACCCAGUGGACCAGUCUACCAUCAGCCUACAGAUGGGCACCAACAAGGGAGCCAGCCAGGCUGGCAUGACAGCUCCAGGAACCAGGAGGCACAUCUUUGACAGGAAGCUGGAGCUGGAGAACUGUGACACUACCACCAUCUCUCUGCAGAUGGGCACCAACAAAGUGGCCUCCCAGCAGGGCAUGACCACCUACGGCCUGCCCCGCCAGGUCUACGACAACAAGUACUGCGCCAACCCCACCGAGGCCUACUACAACAACGGGAGUGAGGUGGAGUUUGAUGGCUACAACCAAUACUCUGACUGAGGACACCACGGACAGCCUCACCCCCCCCACCCUCCCCCCACCCUCCCUUCCUCUUUGCUUAACUUCAGACAACCAACCACAGCUGUCUCUGUGACGAGCAAACCUUCCAGACUGUUAUUUAACACUCAUUGACGUCAUUGUCGUCUUCAUUCCCCAGCUUUGUCUAAACAUACUUUUACUCUUAGGGAUUUAUUGUUUGUCUUUCCAUGAGUAAAAGAAAAAAAAAGGUGUUUACACUGACCUUACGUCAAAAAUUUCAUGCAGUGGCCAACUAGUGUAUCUCAUUGUUCUGAUGAAUUUUAUUACCGCCUAAAAAUACCCACAACACGGAUUUAAUGACCUGUGCUAUUUAUAGAGUUUUUUUUCUACAGCUUUUUAUACUUGCAUUGUGAUUAAAGAUUUAUAACUGUUUUAUACCCCUCGCCUCACCUCCCUUCCCUUCCAGUCCAGUUUGAACACUGACCAAGCAGAAUUUGAAAGUUCCUUGAAAGGAAGCAGUUGACUGUUGGUGCUAUUGAACUUUGACCCAGUUGGAGCUCCGCAGGCUGCAGGAUUCAACUCCUCGGGAUGACCCAGAAGGUUCAUGUCCACAGGCUGACGGGGGCGGACGAUGCGGGAGGACUUAUAGCUUUGUGCGGGCUUUGCUUUGUUUCGUGAGCACCUGCGCUGGCAAAUGGUCAUGUUCACAAGCCUGCCAAAUUAUCCGCGCCGUUUUACGGGGCUAAUUUACAUGGCUUGUGUGCGGCACGAGUCUUUGGUUUUUGAGGAUGUAUGCAGAGGAAGAAGAGAGGUCUGUCAGACAGUGCUGACAGUGAUGAAGAGCAAAUGGAGGUGUUGUGAUAUCUAGUUUGAAAUUGGGGUAAACUUAGUCACCUGUAGUUUUUGUCCUGUUGUUUCUGCUUCCAUCCACUUGGGAACAUGUUGCCUUCUGCUUCAGUGAACUUCAGCUUUAGUCCUGUUGCUCCACUUGCACUUUACUUCGCCUCACCUUGUGUGCAGUAAACAGUGGUGGAAUGUAACUAAGUACUUUUACUCAGAUGCGGUACUUAAGUGCAAAUUUGAGGUACUUCAAUUUAAUGCCACUUUACACUUCUACAGCACUGCAAUUCUGAUGGUAAUAUUGAACUUUGUACUACAUUACUUCACAAAAUAACAUUUUACAUACAAAACAAGUAAGUUUAUCGAAUAUCAUGUAAGUAUCGAUACUAAUAGUAAAAAUAUUUACUUUUCAUACUUUAAAGCUGGAGUGUCAGAAGCACGUUGUUUGUGUAAUUACUGUCACUGCCAGAAGGGAGAGACAAAAGCUCCACACUGCAGGUUCAAGUACAUUUAGCUAGUAAUGCCUAACUACUUUAACUUAAGUAACAUUUCAAAUACUGGACUUUUAAUUGUAAUGGAGUAUUCUUUAACAUUGUGGUAUUGCUACUUUUACUCAAGUUAAGUAUCUGAGUACUUCAUCCACCACUGUCAGUAAAUGGCAAUAUCAAAGUAGAUCCUGGCACCCACUGAUAAUUACCAAGUGAAUCAUGCUAAAUAUAGAGAUGAGACUUUCAUCAUACUGUUAACCCACCAAAUGUCUUGAAUGUAAUGUUAUUGCAUGGUCAGAGGUGUCACUAGCUGUUACAGGAGUCAUUUUCAACACAUUAGAGGGCACAAAUGUACAUUUACAAAGUUCUAAACAGGACAAUCAAGCACUUAUAGCCUGGAAUUAAACAUCUGCACAUCUGCACAUCUUUGCACAAUAUUCAGAUUUACUGGCUUUGAAUUACUGUCAAAAUUAGCUCUUCUACGGGCUUCAUAUUUGUGUUCACGUGCUGAAUGAGACAGUAGAUUUGAGCUCCUCAACUGGUCAUUGUCAUUCAACAGCAAAGGCAUCACUGCCACAAUUUAGAACAUGUGGCAGUGAUGCCAUCUAGUGUUGAAAAAGCACAAGGACAUUUACUGCAUUUUCAAACCAUCAACCGCUUAAACAUGAAUUUUAUUCAAUCAAACAUGAGAAUGUAGUUGUUUAACAGUGCAUUUGUUUAUUAUCAUUUCUUGUGAUAUCCAGAAAAGCAACACUGUUGAGUAAAUGUAUAGUAACAUUCCACCUCAAUGUGUUGGCUUUGUUUCAACAUUGUUCAAACUUUACAUCUUUGCUAACCUCUUGAUUUUUUUUCUAUAUGCCUUUCACUAAACAUGACAUUUGUGCAAUAAAAACACUUGAAAAAUAUGG
Messenger RNA from Chelmon rostratus (copperband butterflyfish), 3308 nucleotides. It is a transcript of the gene cnn1b, whose product is annotated as calponin 1, basic, smooth muscle, b. Gene Ontology annotation, biological process: actomyosin structure organization. The coding region runs from base 197 to 1093 and encodes 298 amino acids. Lineage: Eukaryota; Metazoa; Chordata; Actinopteri; Chaetodontiformes; Chaetodontidae. The record is from RefSeq and is a predicted model, not a curated record. Gene Ontology annotation, molecular function: actin binding. The transcript has 7 exons.